Molecule: messenger RNA, 7719 nt
Organism: Astyanax mexicanus (Mexican tetra)
Lineage: Eukaryota; Metazoa; Chordata; Actinopteri; Characiformes; Acestrorhamphidae
Product: mannosyl-oligosaccharide 1,2-alpha-mannosidase IA
Exons: 12
Coding region: 903-2810 (635 amino acids)
Biological process (GO): N-glycan processing; carbohydrate metabolic process
Cellular component (GO): extracellular exosome; Golgi membrane; endoplasmic reticulum
Molecular function (GO): mannosyl-oligosaccharide 1,2-alpha-mannosidase activity; calcium ion binding
Source: RefSeq, a predicted model, not a curated record
ACACAACAGACGCACGCGCGCUGGAACUGCUUUUACGCAUACGCGCGCGCGCUUUCUUUCGUUUUUUUCUUUCGUUUUGGCCGCUUGUACGUGUUUUUCUCUCUCUCUCUGUCGCGUGCACGCCGCUGCAGCGAGGAGGAAGCCUGACUGCUGCUGCUGCUUCUGCUGCUGCUGUUUUGGCUCGGAUGGGCGUGCGCGCGCGUGUGCGUGUGUGUGCGCGUGCGCGUGGCUCUCCGGACGCAUGGACUUAAUAGCAGCAGCUGCUGCCGGUGCUGGUGGAUGUAGUGCUGUUGUUGUGGUCGGGUCUCUGUGCGCGUGCACGUGAACCGGGACGGAGCGUGGGGCUUCUGUGAUGACGUCACGGCCGCCCCCCGCCGCCCCCAAGUCGCGUGCGUUUCGUGUUCGUGUGUCCCUGCGUGUCGACGGCGGCGUGUCAACAACUCGCGCGCCGGUGGUGUUGGCGGCGGUGGUGGCCGUUCCUCCUCAUCGGCAUCUUCAUCUUCAUCACUAUCUUCAUCACCAGGAGGAGCGAGAGCAACAGUAUCGCAGGUGUUUCCGUUAUUUUGGCCACUGAGGUCCCCGCUUGCAUUCAUUCAUUCAUACAUUCAUGCGCGCGGGAGUCGCCGCCUGGCACAACCAGAGUCCGCUGUUGUGCUGUCUUGCGUCAUGACGCGCCGGAGCGCGAGGCGUUUUUGACGCAAGCCGCGCGCGUGCCACAGCCGCUCUGAGCGCAAGCGAGUGCGAGAGCGAGAGGAGGGCAUGAGACACGGUGCACGUGCGUUUGGAGAGGUGCUCAACGCGUAGCGAGAGAGAGACAUACAGAGAGAAAAAGAAAAAGUGUUUGGAGGAGAAAAUAAAUAAACUCCGUGCGUAAAAGCGCGCGACCGGUGACCGGUUCGUAAAUGGUGUUCAGGAAGAUCCCCGGUGUGUCUGCGCCGGGCAUGGGGCUCCGUCUGUCCCAGAAGUUCGUCUUCCUGCUGUUCCUGUCCGGCUUGGUCACGCUGUGCUUCGGCGCGCUCUUCUUCCUGCCAGACUCGGUGCGCCUCAAGCGCAUCUUCUUAUCCAAGAGCGAGAGCCCGCCGGUGACCGUGCGCUCCGAGGGAGAGACCCGGGACCUCACGAAGAAGAGCGCCGGAGAGCCCCUGAGGGCGCUGGAGGCGCCCGCCGGCAAGCUGAGGGUCAGUCGGAGACCUUCUGUAACGCACGAUGCCCGGAGCCUGGAGAGGUCAGUGGGCACCCUGGAGAGGACGCAGGUGGACGCGGUGGACGCAGCCCGGGAUUUAGAGCGCAAGGACGGCAGGAAAGGGUCUAACUCUGAGAUGAUCAACAAGUGUCUCCUGAAACCCGCGCUUGGAGUUGAUCGUGGAAAACCUACGGACCCCCAGACCGUCCAGCGGCGGGACAAAGUCAGAGAGAUGAUGAAGUUCGCCUGGGAUAACUAUAAGAGCUACGCCUGGGGGAAGAACGAGCUCCGGCCGCUGACCAGAAACGGACACAUCGGUACCAUGUUCGGUGGUCUACGUGGAGCUACGAUAAUAGACUCUCUGGAUACGCUGUACAUCAUGGGGCUGACUGAGGAUUAUAAGGAGGCUAAAGAGUGGGUGCAGAAUAACCUGGAUCUGAACUCGAAUGGAGAGGCGUCUCUGUUCGAGGUGAAUAUCCGAUACGUCGGCGGUCUGUUAUCAGCGUACUACCUGACCGGAGAGGAGGUGUUUAAGCAGAAGGUGUUGGAGUUGGGUGAGAAGCUGCUGCCUGCUUUCGGGACCCCCACAGGAAUCCCCCGCGGAGUCAUUAACCUGGGCAGCAGUGGCACGAGUUGGAGCUGGGGCUGGGCCUCCGCCGGCAGCAGCAUCCUGGCGGAGUUCGGAACGCUGCACCUGGAGUUCGUUCACCUGUCGGAACUUUCCGGGAAUCCCAUCUACACCGAGAAGGUGAUGAAUAUCCGAAAGCUGCUGGAUAAAAUCGAGAAGCCUCACGGACUCUAUCCCAAUUUCCUCAGCCCGGUCAGCGGAAACUGGGUCCAGCAUCACGUAUCUCUGGGCGGAUUGGGAGACAGCUUCUACGAGUAUCUGAUUAAAUCUUACUUGAUGUCAGACAAGACGGAUGAGGAGGCUAAGCGCAUGUACUACAGCGCUCUGGAGGCGAUUGAGACUAACCUGGUGCAGAAGUCUCCAGGUGGUCUCACCUACGUGGCUGAAUGGAGGGGAGGAGUUCUGGAUCAUAAGAUGGGUCACCUGGCCUGCUUCUCUGGAGGCAUGGUGGGCAUCGGGGCGGAUGACGGAGCUCCGGAGAAGAGGCAGCACUACCUGGACCUGGCAGCUGAGAUCACACACACCUGCCACGAGUCCUACAGCCGCUCAGCCACUAAGCUGGGGCCCGAGGCGUUCCGCUUCGACGGAGGGGCCGAGGCCACGGCCACCAGGCUGAGCGACCGGUACUACAUCCUGCGGCCCGAGGUCAUCGAGAGCUACAUGUACAUGUGGCGUCUGACCCACGACCCCAAGUACAGGCAGUGGGGCUGGGAGGCGGUGGAGGCGCUGGAGAAGCACUGUCGCGUGGAGGACGGGUUCUCUGGGAUCAGAGAUGUCUACGCCUCCACUGUCAGCCACGACAACAUGCAGCAGAGCUUCUUCCUCUCCGAAACGCUGAAGUAUCUGUACCUGCUGUUCUCUGACGAUGAUCUGCUGCCUCUGGACGACUGGGUGUUCAACACCGAGGCUCACCCGCUGCCCGUCAUCCGGCAGAGCUGCUUACAGGAACACGCGGGCACACGCGACACGCAGCAGCAGCAGCAGACUCACCCAGAGUAGCCUGACACCCUUACACACCUCACAACACACACACACACACACACACACACACAUAUACACACACUUUAAUACACACACACACACUAUACACACUCAUACACAGGGCCACAGCCUUACCGGCCCUGUGGCGGACUCUCGGCUCCUUUCCUGUAAAGGAUGUUGCGGUAAACGCUGUGAUUGUACGUCUUUAAGCCGGGACAUCCUGCCCUGCAGGGGGAGCCGGCGCUAAUUUUUUUCUUUUUUCCUUUCUUUUUUUUUUCUGAGGACAAUCAACAAAUUAAAAAAAACGAAUGAACAUAAACAACAAAAAAAAAAGAAUAAUCGACUUUUUGUGAGAAGAGCACCUUUUUUUCUUUCCAUUCUUUCCUCUGUGAGGAAAACCAGAAUAUUAUCCUUCAGGCCCAAAUCUGUGGGAUGAGUGCCGCGUCACACGCCGCUCCAAGAGAAAGAGAAAAAAAAAAACACGUUUUCUUCACGUUUUCUUCGUCAGACGUUUAUCGUUUAUCUGUCCAUCCUACGUCGUACCUACUUACUUACUCUACGGCCAAAGCUUUUCUUACAUCAGUUCUUUUUUCUUUUCUUUCUUUCUUUUCUUUUUUGUUUUUUAUCUCUACACACAUCAUCAUCAUCAUUAUCUUCUUUAUUAUUGUCUUUCUCUUAAUAUGAAAAACAGGAAUUCCUCCUGUUGUUGGGAAUGUGUGCAUAAUUACGAUACAAUAAAAUCUAUCAGUUUUACAGUAUGUAUACAUUUUAGUACCUUAACAAACGAUAAACCAAUUUAAAGAAAGGAGUCCUAGUGAAAGAGUUGUUUAAUUGGCUGAGACAAAUAGAGAAGAUUUGAGUGGAGGUUGAAUUGAUGCCAAUAGUUCUUAAAUAGUGUUAUCUUGUCUUUAAAUAAUAAUUAAAAAUAUAUAUAUUUAAACCAUGUUUUAACCUGGUAUUUAUUUAUAUAUAUACGGUAUUUCUCGGACUGUAUUACCAUGUUUCUCUUCUAAUGGGGAAGAUGGGGGAAAGCGCCUAAGGAAACAGAAUAUUAAUUCUUAAAAAAAAGAUUUAGAUUUAAAGUAAAACGAGUGCUGGAUUUUUUUCUACACAGAAUUCUCUCCUGAAAACUGUUUAUUUGGGUGAGUAAAGUGCUUCUGUUUAUCUAUAGUAAACUUAGAUUUACAAUAAUUUUGUCUAAGGUUGAGUUUUCAGUGAAGUUUCUCCAGCACUAAGGCUGGGUGCAGCAGCAUUAGCAUUAGCUGCUAACCACAGCGCUUAGUGCUAGUAAUGCCGCCUGAUAGCGCUAGUACUGAGGAACCAUGAGUGUACGGUAACCCAGGACGCUAUCAGCUAGCGGUUUGUCCCACAUAGCUUUUUUUUGUUUUAACAUGGCGAACAUAUAGAAUACAGUCCGAUCUGGCACUGAGUUAUUGAUUAUUUAAACAUUGUGAUAUAAGGAAAGGGUUUAAUUUGAGAUAAAAGCAUGGGUUGGUGUGAAACUUGACCAUUAGUGUAGAUACAUUUUAAUGUAAAGUUGUCUCAACAUCCAACUAUACACAGCAAAACUCAAACUCAAAUACAAAUAAAGCCGUAGUUUAUGAUAUAUGGUCUAUUUGUUGCCACAUAACAUCUCACAACAUGUAUCCCUCCACUGAUUUAAUGAUAUGAAAUAUUUAAGACGUUUAAACCUUUUUUAAACCUAAAAUUGUCUUAGAACUAUAAUUAAAAAGUGCAUCAGGUAUUGUCUCAUGCAGUGUAAUCAUAACCCUUUACAACCAUUGGUAUAAUACCAUUUUUUUUAAACCAACACCCCGGUUGCUGAGUAUAAUAUGGCAAUUGAUCUGAGUAGCUUGUUGCAACAGCCUGGUUACUGAGUAUAAUGUAGGAAUCUGCUGAAGUAGCUUGUUGCAACACCCCGGUUACUGAGUAUAAUGUAGGAAUCUGCUUAAGUAGCUUGUUGCAACACCCCGGUUACUGAGUAUAAUGUAGGAAUCUGCUUAAGUAGCUUGUUGCAACACCCCGGUUACUGAGUAUAAUAUGUGAAUCAGCCCCUUUAGAGCCUUUAAAAUACACUGAAUUACUUAGUUUACAUUUCAAACAGUGAAUUAUGCACACAUUUUGAACAACAGGUGGAAUUUUCUUCUUAAUAUCUAAUUUUCGUCAUAUUAAUUUGUCUGAUUUUGCUUUUUUUCAACAACACGCAAGGACCAAGAUGUCAGAAACUUUGAACAAAAAAAAAACAGAAAAUGUAAAAAAAAAAAAAGAUUUUUUUGAAUACUGUUUGUGCAGGAUUUGUGUUGGAGGAAGUGGAGGGGAGAUGUAUGAUGUCAGAAUCUGAAUGUGAGAGGAGAGGACUGGUGGGCUGCUGCAAAAAAAAUCAUAUAGAAUAAUUAUUCUGAUAUUAAUAAUAAUAAUGAUAUUAAUAUUAAUAAGCCUGAUUUUAUUAUGCUGUUAUUGAAUUAAAGCCCUGCAGCUCCAUUUAUUCAAUUUACUGAGAUUCAGCUUCAGCCUCACCACUGAAUGAGGAUACAGAGGGCCUCAAACACACACUAUACACAUAUACACAAUACAUACACACAUACACUAUACACACACUAUAUAUAUACACACACACACACUAUAUACACACACACACUAUACUAUACACACACUAUAUAUAUACACACACACACUAUAUACACACAUUAUACACAUAUACACAAUACAUACACAUACACACAUACUAUACACAUACUAUACACACACUAUAUAUAUACACACACACACACUAUACACACACAUUAUACACAUAUACACAAUACAUACACAUACACACACUAUACACACACAUUAUACACAUAUACACAAUACAUACACAUACACACAUACACUAUACACACACUAUAUAUAUACACACACACUAUAUACACACAUUAUACACAUAUACACUAUACAUACACACACACACUAUACACACACUAUAUACACACAUUAUACACAUAUACACUAUACAUACACACACACACUAUACACACACUAUACACAUAUACACAAUACAUACACACACACUAUACUAUACACACACUAUACACAUAUACACAAUACAUACACAUACACACAUACUAUACACAUACUAUACACACACUAUAUAUAUACACACACACACACUAUAUACACACAUUAUACACAUAUACACUAUACAUACACACACACACUAUACACACACUAUACACAUAUACACAAUACAUACACAUACACACAUACACUAUACACACACUAUAUAUAUAUACACACACACACACACUAUAUACACACAUUAUACACAUAUACACAAUACAUACACAUACACACAUAUAUAUAUAUACACGCACUAUACACACACACCAUAUAUAUACACACACAGCGUUCACACACACACUAUACAUUAUACGUACACACACUAUACAUAUAUACAGUAUACAUACACACACUAUAUACACACACACUCACACUAUAUGUAAUAUACACAUGCACACACACUAUACACACACUAUACACACAUACACUAUACACACUAUACACACUAUAGACUAUACACACAUACUAUAUAUACACACACACUUUUCACAGUAUACACACACACUAUACAUUAUACGUACACACACUAUAUACACACUAUAUAUAUAUAUACAGUGUGUGUAUGUGUUUGUAUAGUGUGUGUAUAUACUAUACACUAUACAUACACACACUAUGUACGCACUAUACACACACACUAUACGUAAUAUACACACACAAUACACACACUAUACACAUAUACACACACUUCACACACACUAUACACACAGAAUAUAUACACACACUAUACACACACAACACACAUUAUACAAACACACAAAUAACAAUAAUGCAAAGGGUCUAGCUGGAAUACACUGGUAUGCCAAAAGUCAUGGGACAGCAGUAUGUAAAUUGAUUACAAACUGUUACCUCAGAAAAAAAAAAAAUUGGGAACUCACACACUUGUAUAAGUUGUGAGGUGUUAUCUUGUGAGUGAGGUUAAGCAUUAGCCAUUUUUCACACAUACGCAAUACACACACACAAUACAAAUAACAACAAUUCAAAAUGAUCUAGGUGUAAUACACUGGUAUGCCAAAAGUCAUGGGACAGCAAUCCUGUUGCCUUGGAAUUAUGGCUUGGGAGGGCCUGCAUUUGUAUAAGUUGUGAGGUGCUAUCUUGUGAGUGAUGUUGAAAACUAGCCAUUUUGCACACACACAUACAAUAUACACACACACAAUACAUACACCCAAAUAACAACAAUUCAAAAAGGUCUAGGUGUAAUACACUGAUAUGUCAAAAGUCAUGGGACAGCAGCAUGUAAAUUGAUUCUAAAGUGUUACCUCAGAAUUAAAUCUUGGGAACACCCACAUUUGUAUACAAUGUGAGAUGUUAUCUUGUGAGUGAGGCUAAGCAUUAGCCAUUUUGCACACACACACACAUAUUCAUAUAUGGAGCAAAAAGUGACAGCACACAGGAGCUGACCCCGCCCGUCUCCUCUGGUUUCAGUGUAUUGGUUUUCCGCCCGUGCGGCGCACUAGUGGAGGAAUGUGCUGUACAUAACUGAGAGCGUGUGAUUGUGAACGACCCCGUGGUUCAUUUUUUUUGCUUUUGAUCUUUUGAUCUUUUUUCUCUCGUAUAUCUUCUCUUUCAUUCCUCACUUCUUCCUCAUUUUUUUUUAUUUGAUCAUAAUCGUUCCAUAUGAUUCUCCUCUGUUUUAUCUUCAUUUGCUUCCCUCAGGUGUUUCUUGGAAAAGAGGAGUUUUGAUUCUGAUUAUUGUUACUUAUGAUGAAUUAUUAUGGUAUGGAUUAUCCUUGUUGAUUUUUUUUUUCUUCUCUUUCAAUGUUGUAUAUUUUCAGAUACUGGUAAAAAUUAUCUGUGCAACUUUAUACAUUUAAAACAACUGCACAAAUCA